AUGAGUAACCAUGCGCAGGCGAAUACCUCGAACAUUCAUCCGAGUGGCAGCAACCAUCAUUCGGGUUCUUCCAAUACCCAUACGCCAUCCAUGAUGGAGCAAAGUUUUAGUACUACCUCAACCUCAUCUUCCACAACGUCUCCCAAUUUCAUCAAUCCGAUACAUACCAUACAGGAACCACAUCAUCAAAAUACACCCAGCCCUGUAAAUUCCAACAUCACAUUUUCCUUUUCGGGAAGGAAGGAAACACCACACAGUCCACCACCUCAUUCUCAUUUUCAUAAUUUUGCCAAUGUAACACAAUUGGAUGAGGACGAAGUAGAAAUUCAUACAGCCACUCGAGGCGACCACGAUGAUGAAAAGGUUUUUGGAUCGAACUCUUCUCCUAAUCAAAUGAAAAUAGAUUCAGAGUAUCAUCAUCAUCGAAUGACGAGUGAAGUAGAUGAUUAUCAUCCAACUCAUCACCAUACUCAUCCACAUCAUCACCAAGCUCACCACGGAUUUCAUAAUCCAGCAACAAACAGCGCUCAUCAUGAAGAAGGAGACCCACAUCAUGUUGUGCACUUUCAUUCGGGAGGUGACGACAAUGAAAUUAUCGGAGAGGUGAAUGUUGAUGCGAAUGGAUCUUUUUUUCCAAAAGAAGAAGGUUUUCGGCCUCAGCAAGGUCUCUACAUGCAUGCUGGAAUGACUUCAUCAUCAUCCAUUGACUCUAUUGCAAGUUUUGCUAGUACUACUGAUUUGGAUGCUUUGGCUGUGUUGACAAAUGAAGAAUUGAAGGGCUAUGUUGCCGACCAACUGGUUCCAAUUGGAGAAAGUGACGCAAUUGUUGAAAGCAUUAGACAUCACGGCAAGUCAGCAAACGAAAAAAAAGAAGAUGAAAACGUUGGAUUAUUAGCCAAGUCAACCAAGAGCGUUUGGGACUCGAUUAAAGGAUUCACAGAUAAGAUUAUGCAAAAAGAUGCUCCCGUUUUGUUACCGUCACAAAAGAGAAAAUUAAGAGGAUGGUUCAUGAAAAAGUAUAAAAGGGCUAGAAGAAAAGAAAUGGCUAAUAUGCAAGGGGAUGAAGAGGAAGAAGAGGAGGAGCCAGUUCGAGAAAGUUGGACUGACAAAAUUAAACAAUGUUUCCAACAAACUAGAUCGGAGAGUAGAGUUUUGUAUACAGAAUUAAGCGAGGAAGACAAGCUUAAAGUUCAAUCAUUAAUUUUGGAUUUAGGAUUUGCAUUGACAUUAUAUGGCAUUAGUGCCAAUAGAACGGAAUAUCAUUUGACUCUUGUUUGUGCAUAUUUUGGAAUUGAUGCUUAUUUUAAUAUUACACCUAUUGGAAUUUGGUUUUCGUUUGGACAAAAGGUUAGAGAAGCUGACAACAGAACAUAUUAUGUGAAAGUAGAAACUCAAAUGUUAAAUUUGGACAAGUUGACGAAACUAGAUACUGUUGCAAGCAAUAUUGCCCGAGGACGAUUGGGAGUGGACGAAGCUAGAAAAGAAAUUAGAAGCAUUGUUUCAGCUCCGAAUGUCUAUGAUCAUCCUGUUGUUAACAUUUUCAUGCACUUUAUUUGUCCUGGAUUAUUUGGUCUUUUAUGGAGUGGAAAUGUUGCCGAGCUACUCACUUGUCUUACUGCAGGAUUGGCCAUUGCUUUGAUACAUUUAUAUUGUCAGCGAUUUGGUUUUUUCAGAAAUGUUAACCAAAUUGUUGCGACUAUUACCGCUGGAUUGAUUGGUAUUGCCAUGAAGGCAAUUUUCAUUGACAAAUUUGAAGUUUCUGUUUCUCUUAUUUCUCUUGCUGCGACGUGGCAAUUUUUGCCGGGUCAACCGAUGGCUGUGGCCUGCUAUGAAAUUGCCACUGGUGCCUUGUUGAGCGGAAUUUGUCGUUUUGUCUUCUCCUUCGUUGUGAUUUUAAAGCUUGGAUUUGGUUUCUUAAUUACGUACGUGAUUGCGAUUAACAUACCUCAUUUGCGAGAUAGUGAACUGAACCCACCUUCGAGAGAGCCAAUUCCACUUUGGUUUCGAUUUAUUAUCAUGAUUGGUCUCGCCUUAAAUAUUGUUUUCACAAGAAGAGUUCCUAAACAUGCCUUUUCCAUUAUUUAUAUUACGCUAUCGACUGUCUGUGCUCACAUGGUAGCUUUUGUUUUGGCAGAUGUCUUGAAAAAUGUAGAAGCAGGAACCAUUAUUGGAGGAAUUUUAAUUGGUAUUUUGGGAAAUAUUUACACACUCAUCUCAAAAAAGCCUUCCAUGAUGGUUGUUGGUAUUGGUGCGCUAUUGUUAGGACCUGGCUCAAUGUCCUUCAGAGGAAUUGCAGCAUUUGUGUUUAAAGAAACCACUGAAGGUCUCAAUUUGUUGUUUGAGAUCUUUUGGGUUGGUAUUGCAUUGUUCUUUGGUUUUACGGUUGCAAAUAUCGUGGUACCAAUUAAGCAAAACAUCAAUGUGUAA
Messenger RNA from Naegleria lovaniensis, 2427 nucleotides. RefSeq lists its product as uncharacterized. Gene Ontology annotation, biological process: transmembrane transport. Lineage: Eukaryota; Heterolobosea; Eutetramitea; Acrasida; Naegleriidae. Gene Ontology annotation, molecular function: transmembrane transporter activity. The record is from RefSeq and is a predicted model, not a curated record. Bases 1 to 2427 code for a protein of 808 amino acids. The transcript is spliced from 3 exons.